Fimicolochytrium jonesii is the source of this 1891-nucleotide messenger RNA. RefSeq names its product WD40-repeat-containing domain protein. Gene Ontology annotation, cellular component: anaphase-promoting complex. Lineage: Eukaryota; Fungi; Chytridiomycota; Chytridiomycetes; Spizellomycetales; Powellomycetaceae. Gene Ontology annotation, molecular function: ubiquitin ligase activator activity; protein binding; anaphase-promoting complex binding. The record is from RefSeq and is a predicted model, not a curated record. The coding region runs from base 1 to 1473 and encodes 490 amino acids. Gene Ontology annotation, biological process: anaphase-promoting complex-dependent catabolic process; positive regulation of ubiquitin protein ligase activity; positive regulation of anaphase-promoting complex-dependent catabolic process. The transcript is spliced from 7 exons.
AUGGAUUCUCACGCCACCGAGCAAGCCUCUGGCCGCACAACCCCACCACCCACCAUCCCGAUGCCCACGCAAGGAGAGCAGGUCUAUUCCUCCCACGCUUCCUUAUCAUCCAGCUUUCACGCCGCCGCACGAUCACCAAUGCCCACUACCCCGAGGAAACGGACCAUAGAUUAUAUGGUCAGCCCGAGCAGGACCACCAUGACGUCGCCAAAUAAGCAUGCCUCGGCAUAUGCGAUGCGGUCACCGAUGAGGAACAGGCAGAUGCCGAGUGCUUUUGUCCAUGAUGACGAUGACGAACCAGAAGACACAUUCUCCAACGUCCUCUCCAACGAAAUCCUCGACGCCUCGCCCACAAAACGCGGCCGGCUCCUCGCAACGCCCGCCAUCCUCCCCCGCCACCAGAACACCGCGCCCAGCCCGAACGACUCGAAAUUCACGCGAUCGCUCCUGUCGGCGGCAAGUCGCUCGGCGCUGGUCUCGACGCAGAAGGGGACGUGGGAAAUUCCGCAGAGUCCUUAUAAGAUCUUGGAUGCGCCGGAUUUGCAGGAUGACUACUAUUUGAACCUCAUCGACUGGUCGUUUACCGACAUACUGGGCGUUGGCCUCGGUUCGUGCGUCUAUCUAUGGAGUGCCGCGAGCAGCAAGGUAACAAAACUGUGCGACCUCGGUGCCAACGACACCAUCACGUCCGUCGCAUGGAUGCAAAAGGGAACGCAUCUGGCCAUUGGAACCGAUACGGGAUUGGUGCAGCUGUGGGAUAUCGAGAAGGAGAAGAAGGUCCGGGAGUUUGAGGGGCACACGAAGCGAGUUGGCACCCUCUCCUGGAACGGCGAAACCCUCUCCUCCGGCUCCCGCGACAAAUCCAUCCACCACCGGGACGCGCGCAUCAAGCGCGGCGGCCACGUAAGCAAAUCUGAGCGACAUGCAGCAGAAGUAUGCGGACUGAAAUGGGACUACGAGGGCGGGCAAUUGGCGUCGGGCGGGAAUGAUAACGCGCUGUUGAUCUGGGAUAAGCGGGAUUUAACAACGCCCGUGUGGGCGCCGGAGCAUCCGCAUUCGGCGGCUGUUAAGGCUUUGACUUGGUCGCCUCAUAAGCCCAACGUAAUAGCCUCCGGCGGGGGCACCGCGGACCGCAAGAUUAAAAUCUGGAACAUCCAAUCCCAAACCCUCACCCACCAACACGACACCAACUCCCAAGUCUGCAACCUCGCCUGGGGCAAGCAAACCGAGCACCUCAUCUCCACCCACGGCUACUCCCGCAACCAUAUCACGGUUUGGAAAACACAGUCGCACACAUUAAAGGAAGCGGCGACGUUGACGGGACAUGUGAGCCGGGUGGUGUAUUUGGCGAUGAGUCCUGAUGGGCAGAGUAUUGUGACUGGCGCCGGGGAUGAGACGUUGCGGUUUUGGAAGAUUUGUAAUUCGAGGAGGGGGAGGGUGGGGGGGUUGGAUACGAGGACUUGUAUCAUCUGAAUCCGAGGAGGCUCACAGCAUCAACACGGGCCGAUGGGAGGGGAAAGGAAACACCAUCAUCGAGUUUCGGCAAAAAAUUCAGGAGGAGGAGUCGAGUGGCAUCCAUCGUACGUGUUUGCUGGCAUCAACCCGUUGUCAGGAAAGAGAGGGGAAAAAGAGUGUCUUGUGGGGAGCGAAAAGAGCUCCCGAGGCAUUGCGGUAAACAUUUCCGACCGCAGAAGUUUUUGGAUAUCUUUAUCACAUAGAAUGCCACCUCAGAGGGCAUGCAGAGUUUUUAGUUUUGGAAGUGCGUAAAUGAUAUGAUCUCUGUUGUUCAUUAUUCGGUCCCCAGUGGCUCGAGAUCGACCGAAUCACAUCAAUCCAUCAUCUCACAUCAAAAUCAAAGUCAUGCAAAUCACACCAAAAUCACAUGUCCGGG